GUUGAUUAUCAGAGCACAGCUUUAACCCCCCUGCAGAAUAACAGCCCAGAAGCCCCUCCCCCCCUCUGCACUCUGCAGGCCAUGCCAUUUCUGGGAAAUCAGCCUGUUUCUCCUCUGUGCCGCCCACUGUUAAUAAACAAAGAUCCAGGGGAGUUUCUCUCAGACUAUAUAACGCCUGAAACUGCAUCCGUGCCUCAGAUGAUCACACACACCUUCACUUCUAGACUAAGGGAUGGCUGAAGCCAGCAGAACAAUAGAGGUGGCUGCACUCGGCCGGCCAUUCAGCCUCGGGAUGCUAUACGACUGCCGCCAAGAUUCACUCGUCCCUGGCAUGACACUGUGGGACUGUGAUGACUUGGAAAAAAAUACAAGAGAAAGACCACAACACAACAGUGAAUUUGAGAUAGUUGCUUCUGAAUCAAUUGAGGAUAAAUCCUCAGCGCUAACAGUUGAAGCCUCUCUAAAAGCAAGUUUUUUAGGGGGACUUGUUGAGGUUGAAGGAUCGGCCAAAUACCUGAAUGAUCAUAAGACUUCCAAAAAUCAGGCCAGAGUAACUCUGAAGUACAAAGCUACCACAAAGUUUCGGGAACUGUCGAUGAAUCACCUCGGAAGAGGCAAUGUGAAGCAUCCAGAUGUCUUUGACAAAGGAUUAGCAACACAUGUAGUCACAGGUGUCCUUUAUGGGGCACAAGCCUUCUUUGUCUUUGACCGUGAUGUCUCUGACAAGGAAGAUCAUCAAGACAUUCAGGGCAACUUGAAGGUGAUGAUAAAGAAGAUUCCCUGCUUUGCAAUUGAGGGUGAAGGUUCGCUGAAAAUGGAAGACAAGGACAAAGAACAUGUUGACACAUUCUCCUGCAGAUUCUUUGGAGACUUUUCAAUUCAGAAAUCUCCUACAUCCUUUCAGGAUGCAGUAGAAGUCUACCAAAGCCUCCCAAAAUUGUUGGGAGCCAACGGAGAAAACGCCGUACCAAUGAAGGUCUGGCUGUUGCCCCUGACAAGUUUAGAUUCUAAUGCUGCCAAACUUGUCCGUCAGAUAAGUAUAAGAUUAGUUCAAGAUUCACAGAGUGUCCUGGAGGAUGUUGGUGAGGUGGAAAUGAGGUGCAAUGAUGCACUGAGGACCACCACUGCUCAGCAGUUCCCACAGAUUGGCAAAAAGAUUAAAGGUUUUAAAGAAAUGUCCUGUGAGUUCAAGCUGGAAUUCCAACGAAUCUUGGCAAAGAAACUACCGUCAAUCCGAGGAGGAGGAGAAGAGGAGGCUGGGCUCGCAGAGAUCCUGAAGAGGAGACAUUCUUCUCCUUUCAACAGCAAAAACCUGCACGAGUGGAUGGACUGUAAAGAGAGAGAAAUCUGCAUGUUAAAGUCUUUCACCAACAUGAUGACCAACACCAAGAUUGUCCCUUCUCCAAAUGGUCUUCAUGAGGAAAUUCUCAGUGCUAAACAUGCUGUGUGUUUUGUUUUCACCUCACUUGGAAGUGAUGAACCGUACCUCUCAGCUUUAUUGAACUACUUAAAACAAACACCAGAAAACCCUCAAGGUGCACAUACCCAAGAUGUAGAGAAAGAACAAUGGUACCUUUCAAAGAAAGUAGCUGAUUCAUUGCGGAACAAAGCAAAGCUCUUUAGUGACUUUGCAGAGGCCAACAAAGAGAACAAGACCAUUAAGUUCCUGACAGUAGGUUCAACAAAUGAGACACACAAAGGUUCAAGCAUCUACCUUUAUAAAGAUGGCUUUUCUGUCAGUGAGGACUUUGAGCCGCCAUCAAAGCCUGAAACAGUGGCAGUAAGUGAUAUAAACCACAACAGUGUGACGCUGAGAAUCUCUCCACCCAGAUUUGGAGCAGAGGACAUCACCUCCUACUCUGUGGAGUACUGUGUCAGUGGAGAGAAGGGAUGGAAACAGAAGACAGCAUCAAAAGCUGAAGAAGUCUCAGUGAGCGAUCUGAGUCCUAACACAGAGUAUAUGUUCAGAUGUAGAGCAGUGACCUCAGUAGGUGUUGGGCCAGCCAAUGAAGUCCCUGGUUCCACUAAAACGUUACCUUGCAGCCCUCCUGGAAAAUCUGAAGUUGAACCAAAUUCAAGUGAGAUAUCAGUUAGCUGGGAGAAACCUGCUGAGCUUGGACAAGAUGUGCACAUUUUGAGCUACAUCGUGGAGUUUGCCAAAACAGACAACAGGGUUAAAGAGGAAGAUCUCAAAUGGAAGGAAAUGAUGGCAGGAGCUGAAAAGGCGAUCAUAUCAGGGCUUCAGUCAGAGACAGAAUAUGUUGUCAGAGUCAGAUGUGAUUGUGGUGUAUCUGGCAGAAGCAAAGAAAGCAUCUCUGUUAAUGUCCGCACAACAAAACGUGAAUUUGCACGCCUUGCCGAUUUUCUCAAACAUAUUAGCAAGAGAAUAAAUUCUGAAUCUCCAUCAGUUUACAAACUGCCUUUGGAAGAAGAAGAUAUGGAUGUCGAUGGAUGCCGGAGGUAUAACCUUGGCAAAGAAAGCAUGAGACAAAAUCGCACAAUAAUGCUUCUCGGAGCAACUGGAUCAGGAAAGUCCACUCUUAUCAAUGGAAUGAUCAACUACAUUGUUGGUAUAGAGUGGAAGGACAAUUUCAGAUUUCAAUUAAUCAAGGAGGAUCAGACGAGAUCCCAAUCUGAAAGUCAGACAUCUAAAGCCACUGUGUACAAAAUCAACUACCAAGAGGGGUUUAAAGUCCCCUUCUCUCUGACCAUUGUGGACACUCCAGGGUUUGGGGACACAAGAGGAAUAGGCAGAGACAGGGAGAUCACAGAGCAAAUCAGGAGGCUUUUUACCUCUGCUAAUGGGGUAAGUGAGAUUGAUGCAGUGUGUUUUGUUACCCAGGCCUCUCUUGCACGACUAACAGCAACGCAACGAUAUGUGUUUGACUCGGUACUCUCCAUUUUUGGCAAAGAUGUGGCAGAGAACAUUCAGAUGCUGGUGACUUUUGCAGAUGGCAAGCAGCCACCCGUUCUGGAGGCAAUAAGCGCCUCUGGGGUUCCAUGUCCAAAAAAUGAUAUAGGGCUUCCAGUUCACUUCAAGUUCAACAACUCUGCAGUGUUUGCAGAUAACAGAAGCAGCAGUGACAGGGCCUGUGAUGGGGAAUCUGAUGAGGAUGAUGCCAACUUUGAUGAAAUGUUUUGGAACAUGGGUGCCAAAAGUAUGGAGAAGUUCUUCACUGCUUUGAAAAAAAUAACGACCAAAAGCUUGCUCAUGACCCAAGAGGUUUUAAAAGAGCGAAAGCAUCUUGAAACAGCAGUUGAAGGUUUGCAACCGCAAGUUAAAGCUGGAUUAGCAAAACUUGAAGAAAUAAGGAUAACCAAAGAAAAGAUUAAAGAGCAUGAAACAGCCAUGACUUCAAAUGAAAACUUUGAGAUUGAGGUGGAUGUUAUUAAGCCAGUCAAAAAACAGCUCACAAAGAAAGGAGAGUACAUUACCAACUGCCAGAAGUGUUCAAUAACAUGCCACUAUCCGUGUGCGAUAGCAGAUGAUGACCAAAAACAUGGCUGUGCAUCAAUGGAUAGGACAGGGAGGUGCACUGUCUGCCCUGGUAAAUGCAUCUGGAAUGUGCAUUUCAACCAAACAUACAGCUGGGAGUAUGUUAGAGUAAAAGAGAAGCAGACACUGCUGGAGCUAAAAGACAAGUACAAAAAAGCUACACAAGAAAAGAUGACUGUUCAGGAAUUGAUUGAGAGGCAAGAGGAAGAGAUUGUUCACCUGCAAGACAUGAUCGUUUCCCUCAUGGAUCAGUCGGCUCAAUCUAUAACUCGUCUGCAAGAGAUCGCCCUGAGGCCUAACCCUCUGACCACUCCAGAGUACAUCGACAUGCUAAUUGAGGGAGAAAAGUCGGAGGCAAAAGAAGGUUACACGGCACGAAUUCAGUCUUUGGAGGCAAUGAAGGAAAAGGCAAAAAUCAUCUCCAGAGUAGCUAAACGAGACAAACUCACAAAAACAGAAGAAGAAUUGUCUGAAGAAAAACAGGAGAGAAAAGAAAAGAGAGGUUUCUUAAAGAGAGUUAUCAAUUUCUUUUGGUAUCAAUGAAAAACAUGCCAUGGCUGCAGCCAUGUGUUAAUAUAAACCAGAACAAAAGUGAGUUAAUGGUUGAAAAAUAAGUAAAAAAGAGCUGAGCAAUUGUAAGAGCAUUGAUAUGUUGUUCUUAACAUUAUGUGUACAUUUUCUGUUAUGAUGUAUCAUAUCUGUUAGGUAUAUGCUAUCAUUAUGUAAGUUAUCAUGCUAAAGUUAGCAUGAUAUACGUCAUGUUAGCACUUCAGAUUUGGCUACAUUGAAUGUGUAACAUAUGCGGACCGUUAGUGGAGCGUACGUGCCGCAGAAUUUAUCCUUAACCGACUUCACCUUCUGCACAUACGGCGUAGGAUUGUGAGUCACAGGCGAGACGGAGACCUUUUGCUUUAGGAUCGUUGUUCCUUCAGUUUUUGAAGCCGGCAAAGCGCUGUGAAACAUCCGUCUACUGC
Messenger RNA from Etheostoma cragini (Arkansas darter), 4470 nucleotides. RefSeq lists its product as uncharacterized. NCBI's taxonomy places the organism in Eukaryota, Metazoa, Chordata, Actinopteri, Perciformes, Percidae. The record is from RefSeq and is a predicted model, not a curated record. The transcript is spliced from 4 exons. Bases 233 to 4039 code for a protein of 1268 amino acids. Gene Ontology annotation, molecular function: GTP binding; protein binding.